Haemonchus placei is the source of this 336-nucleotide messenger RNA. The record is from the annotation of a GenBank genome assembly. Lineage: Eukaryota; Metazoa; Nematoda; Chromadorea; Rhabditida; Trichostrongylidae.
AUGGGAGUGGAAUCACAUAUGUUUCAUGCUAUGUUCGGGGUAGCAAUGGCGAAGCAACGUGGCCCAGAUCUAGGGCAGAUAAUACGAGGAAAACUCGUCCAUCAAAAUGCAGUCGGAUAUCAUUCGAUAAGGUUCCUCUCGCAACGCGCUCAAGGUGUGAACAAGCCCAACUACAACGUUGGAACAAUUGGGCAUAUUGAUCAUGGGAAGACUACGCUCACCGCAGCCAUUACUCAAGUGUUGAGCAAACAAGAAACCGUUUCCAAUUCUGCUAAACUCCUUGCCGUCGAUGCGCAUAUGGCGCUCCAAUUGAAGAUCAUACAUGGUGCCUACUAA